Messenger RNA from Hyaena hyaena (striped hyena), 2480 nucleotides. RefSeq names its product sperm tail PG-rich repeat containing 1 (gene STPG1). Lineage: Eukaryota; Metazoa; Chordata; Mammalia; Carnivora; Hyaenidae. Gene Ontology annotation, cellular component: male pronucleus; female pronucleus; germinal vesicle. Bases 321 to 1328 code for a protein of 335 amino acids. Gene Ontology annotation, molecular function: chromatin binding; histone binding. The transcript is spliced from 10 exons. The record is from RefSeq and is a predicted model, not a curated record. Gene Ontology annotation, biological process: epigenetic programing of male pronucleus.
CAUGGGACACCCACUGAGACCCCCGGCCUUCUGGGUGCGUGCGGAAUUCUGCGGAGCUGGGAGAUGCCCCGGGGUGAGAAGAAGCCAAGGUCGGAGGUGCUCCUUCCUGACGGCGUGCCUUCAGAGCCCCCAGCUCAAGUGGCCCUUGAUGUCUUGUCAUGAACAGUUCUACCAGGAUGUGCACCCGUAAGGCACAUCUGGGCAGGGCUCUGUUCAGACCUGGGCUGCACCUGCUCUCGUCCGGCUUCACAGGUGCUUAGAAGAGCAUGUGGUAGAGUUUUUCAUCCAACAAAUGGAACACAUCGCAGAACUUUGCUAAGAUGGACAACUCAACAGACAAAGCCCAGUGCACUGGCAAAAACUAUCCCAGCAAGGCCAGCAAAGUACUGAAAGGUUUUACUGCUGCAUAUCCAACACAAGCCUCCAUUCCUUUUAAAAAACAGAUUUCAGCACUUCCAGAAUCAGAAAAAAAGGGAUUCAAUAGUCAAGCCCAAAGAUUUUAUUAUAAAAAGGAUAAUAUCCCAGGUCCUGGGUUCUACAAUGUCAUUCACCAGUCUCCGGUGUUCAACAGUGUCUCACUGUCGAAGAAAGGGACAUGCACUUUUCCCUCUACGCGGGCCCGAUUGGACACCAUCAUUUCUAAAUACCCCGCAGCGAACGCAUACACUCUUCCAUCACGUUUUGUUUCGAAGAAAGACUUCAGCAAUUCCUGUUCCAGCAUGUUUCAGUUGCCAAGCUUUGUGAAAGUCCUCAAAUCUGAAACUCCCGCACCAAACCAUUACAACGCCUCUGUCUCCUGCUGCAAACAGAGAAACAACGUUUGUGCCCGAGCUGGGUUUGUGUCCAAAACCCAGAGAGGGUUUUUCACUAUCACUGCCCCAGGACCAGCUCCAGGACAUUAUCAUAUCAACGAAUCCCUUGUGAAGCAGUCACCAAAGGCAUUAACAUCUUGUUUCAAAUCAAAAACGGGACGUGGAUUGAAACUGACAUCAGCAGGCCCGGGGCCUGGUUAUUACAACCCCAGUGAUCACAUCAAAAUUCUGAAGAAGACUCUUUUCCCGAGAAACCCCAUCCUGAACUUCUCUGCCCAGCCUUUGUUCUUGCCUCCGAGGCCGCCGUUCCCGGGCCCCGGUCACUAUGAGAUCGUGGACUACGAGGGCCCCCCCAAGCACUUCAUCUCCAGCGCAUCGUUCGUGUCCAGCACCGGCCGGUGGACAGCAGCCCCGUGCCAGCCAGACCUGCCUGGCCCAGCCACGUACAAGCCACAACUCCCUGGAAAGCAGUCCUUUCUGUACAAUGAGGACAACAAAUGGAUUCCAGUGCUGUAGGGACCGCACACAAGCUCGGGGAGCGCCCUGGCCACCGGCGGCCCCGCCCAGGCUCCCCAGGACGCUCUUUCGGAGAAUGCCCAUCUCGUGCGUGGCAGACAGCGAGCCGGAGGGCAGCUCCCCCACACCCCCUUGGCGCCCGGCCUUUGUCUUUGUCUGGAGCUGCCCCCUGGAGAUCAGACGCCCACCUCCUCUGCCUCCUGCGGGUUCCUGAGCGGAAAUGAGGAGCGGACAGAGCCUCCCUUGGUUACCUGUCACGCCCCUGGCCGUGCUGGGUCCCAUAGGCCUCCCCACCGACGUGAGGGUCUCCUGAAGCUCAGACUCAAGGGAGAAGGUGGCCCUUGGCAGAUUCCCCUUCUAGAAGCCUGACGCCGGGCCAGCUCGAGGUCCAGAGAGCACCUACACUCCCAUCCCUAGCCCCUGACUUCUGGGAGCCGGGAAGGCCCAGAGGCGCUUGCCUUGUGACAGACUUGAGGAGGUGCCUGGGCCCGGGACCCCCCGCUAAGCCUGCGUAUCUCACCUUCAGGAAGAGCGUGACACCAGUCACCGUGGUCACUUGCGCUCGGUACCCACCUUCAGGAGAGGCCACCGCAUCCAUUUAGUGGCCCAGUGUUCGAUGGCACGUGUGGGCACGUGACUGCUAGGACCGGAGCCCUGGGAACAGCUUUCUGAGGGGCAGGGAGGCUGUGCACUGCUUAGUGCCUACGGGUUCCUUCUUUUCCUGGGACUCUCCUAUAGCCAGGCCCGGCCUCCAUCUCCUCCCCAGGCCUCUUGCUCAAGUUUGACGCAGUCUUUAAUGGGUCUCUUCUGGCCUGCCAAAUCCGUUUCCCCUCGGCAAGAGGAAGAGAUUCCCAAAGAACCAAGGAGAAACAGAAGAAGCCACACGUCACCUCCUUUCCCAGAUAUUGAUGUUGUCGUUCACUUCUGCAAGUGGAAGGCGCUCACGUAGCCCCCUUCAUGCUCCCCACAGGGUACAGGCCCUCUCUCCCGGGGCCCCUCCUCUGACUUUGCUCUGUGACCAGAGAGAGAAUGGCCUUCCUGUCAGGAUGGCCGCUGACUGGCUCUCCCUGUGGGGAGGGGUGGGGGAGGGAGAGGGAGGGAGAAGGAUGGAAUACCAUAUCCAAUUAAACUGAAUUCUUGCAUCUCACCAAA